CUAGUCUUAACCCGGAAAUGAUCGUGCCAGUGAAGCGCUGAACAGCUAUAAAGACGUCCAUGCAGUCUCCACAGAGACCUGUUUGUUUGUUUUAGAGCUUAAACAGAUAUUUAAUUAUACUCGAGGAUGCCUUAUGCCAACCAACCGACGGUGAAAAUCACAGAGCUGACGGACGAAAAUGUGAAGUUUGUAAUUGAGAACACGGACCUGGCGGUUGCCAACUCCAUCAGGCGAGUGUUUAUGUCCGAGGUUCCAACUAUCGCAAUCGACUGGGUUCAGAUCGACGCCAAUUCUUCAGUUCUCCACGAUGAAUUCAUUGCGCACAGAGUGGGGCUCAUACCACUGACCAGCGAUGAUAUCGUAGAUAAAAUGCAGUAUUCAAGGGACUGCACGUGUGAUGAUUUCUGUCCAGAGUGCUCAGUCGAACUCACACUAGACGUGAGAUGCACGGAAGAUCAGACACGUCACGUGACAUCACGCGAUCUGCUGUCUAAUAACCCUCGAGUGAUCCCUGUGACGUCCAGAAGUCGAGAUAACGAUCCCAACGACUACGUAGAGCAGGACGACAUCCUGCUGGUGAAGCUCCGAAAGGGCCAAGAGCUCCGCCUCCGAGCGUACGCCAAGAAGGGCUUCGGCAAGGAACACGCCAAGUGGAACCCGACGGCAGGGGUGGCCUUCGAGUACGACCCAGAUAAUGCUCUGAGACACACAGUGUACCCCCGUCCUGAGGAAUGGCCGAAGAGUGAGUAUUCAGAGCUCGAGGAGGAAGAAGUGCAAGCUCCAUACGACCCUAACGGCAAACCAGAGCGGUUUUACUAUAACGUUGAGUCGUGCGGUUCUCUCCGGCCCGAGACGAUCGUGAUGUCUGCCCUCGCCGUGCUCAAAAAGAAACUGAGUGACCUGCAGACGCAACUGAGCCACGAGAUCCAGAGUGACGUCCUCACCAUCAAUUAAGCAGGGUUAAGAGAGAGAGUGUUGUGGAGAGGUGAUGUACAGCAGGAAAUGGGUUUAUAUAUUUUGUACUUGUUGGAUGGGGGCGGUGGGGAGCUCUUACUCAUGAAUAAAUUGUCUUGAUAA
Molecule: messenger RNA, 1077 nt
Organism: Hemibagrus wyckioides
Lineage: Eukaryota; Metazoa; Chordata; Actinopteri; Siluriformes; Bagridae
Gene: polr2c
Product: RNA polymerase II subunit C
Exons: 9
Coding region: 127-954 (275 amino acids)
Biological process (GO): DNA-templated transcription
Cellular component (GO): RNA polymerase II, core complex
Molecular function (GO): protein dimerization activity; DNA-directed RNA polymerase activity
Source: RefSeq, a predicted model, not a curated record